GGCCUCUGAACCUCCGCGGACACCCUAGCUUUCGGCUGCUGCUGCUCCCCUGGCGGCUUCCCUUAACCAAACCUCUUGCGGGUGGGUACGGCAGCUCUUUGGGGACAAAAGUCUUCCCUCUUCGUUGCGCUCUGCUUCGUACUUCGUAUUUUGGGCAAAUCUGAGAAGGCAGGUAUUAGCGCCUCCAUUGAGCUGCUACCAGAGAGGUAGGAGAAAGGCUGAGCCUGGCGCGGAGUGCGGGCUGACUGGGGCCUAGGCCCGCGAAACGCCGUCGCUGCCCGGAUGUUGCGAUGGCUGAUCGGGGGAGGCCGAGAACCUCAGGGACUGGCCGAGCAAUCUCCUUUACAAACAAUAGGUGAAGAACAAACCCAGAACCCCUACACUGAACUGCUUGUACUGAAAGCUCAUCAUGAUAUUGUACGGUUUCUGGUACAGUUAGAUGAUUACAGAUUUGCAUCUGCUGGUGAUGAUGGACUUGUAGUUGUGUGGAAUGCCCAGACAGGAGAAAAACUUUUGGAACUCAAUGGACACACUCAAAAGAUAACAGCUAUUAUUACAUUUCCUUCUUUGGAAGCUUGUGAAGAAAAAAAUCAACUGAUCUUGACAGCCUCUGCUGACAGAACAGUUAUUGUAUGGGACUGUGAUACUGGCAGACAAGUUCAGAAAGUGUCAUGCUUCCAGUCUACUGUAAAGUGUUUAGCUCUUCUUCAGAGACUAGAUGUUUGGCUUUCUGGUGGGAAUGACCUCUGUGUGUGGAACCGAAAAUUAGAUCUCCUGUGUAAGACUAGUCACCUUUCUGAUACAGGGAUCAGUGCUUUGAUUGAAAUACCUAAGAACUGUGUUGUGGCAGCAGUUGGCAAAGAACUGAUAAUUUUCAGGCUGGUAGCACCCACAGAGGGAUCACUAGGAUGGGAUAUUCUUCAAGUUAAGCGCCUCCUUGAUCACCAGGAUAAUAUUCUCUCACUGGUUAAUGUCAAUGAUUUGAGUUUUGUAACUGGCUCCCAUGUUGGAGAGCUCAUCAUCUGGGAUAUCCUGGACUGGACUGUGCAGGCCUGUGAACGCAACUUCUGGGACCCAUCUCCACAGCUGGACACUCAGCAAGAAAUAAAACUCUGUCAAAAGCCAAAUGACGUUUCUAUUCAUCAUUUCACAUGGGAUGAAGAGAAUGUAUUUGUUGCAGUUGGAAGGGGUUUAUACGUCUAUAACCUUCAAAUGAAGCGUGUGAUUGCCUGCCAGAAAACUGCACAUGACUCCAAUGUCCUGCACGUUGCCAAACUUCCAAACAGGCAGUUAAUCUCAUGCUCAGAAGAUGGAAGUGUACGCAUUUGGGAGUUACGAGAAAAACAGCAGCUUGCAGCUGAACCUGUACCAACAGGUUUUUUUAACAUGUGGGGAUUUGGAAGAGUAAAUAAACAAGCCAGCCACCCUGUUAAAAAACAACAAGAAAAUGCCACUUCAUGUUCACUAGAGCUUAUUGGCGAUUUAAUUGGACACUCAUCAUCUGUGGAGAUGUUUCUGUACUUUGAAGAUCAUGGACUAGUGACAUGUUCUGCUGAUCAUCUCAUUAUUUUGUGGAAAAAUGGAGAACGAGAAUCUGGAUUGCGCAGCUUAAAGUUAUUUCAAAAAUUAGAGGAGAAUGGUGACUUAUAUCUUGCUGUCUAGUUUAAGGAAUUUGAACACCUGUGCAUGAACCUUGAACAGCAAAUAUAGGGGUAAUACUCUGAAAACCAUUACCAUAUUAAUCACUUAAAUUUUGUAAUUUUUUUUUCUUGUUACUCCAUAAAAUUCCAAUUGUUUGAAUUCUUUUUUCUGGGGCUGCAAACCAGCAACAAGUUGCUUCUCAGGUAUUAGUACUUUCACCAAAGAAUAUAGCACAAGUUUUUCAUUUGACUUUUCACAUAACAGUUACCUGAAACCAUUGAAGGAAUGGGUCUAAUUUCAGCAGUGAAUUUUCAGAAAGUGAAGUUUUCAGAGUUCAUCACAUAUACCUGUUGAAGCAGAAUUAAAUUAUACCACAGUGUCCUCACAGAGAUAAAUUUUUUAUGCUUUGAAAAAACUCUACACCAGAAAUUAUAUGAGUUUAUGUUUAAUGAGGAGAAGAGUACUUGGAACCUCUCACUGUCUCUAAUGUAACUAUAUUGCCUCUAAUUAAAUUUUUAUUCAUCAAAAGGGA
Messenger RNA from Aethalodelphis obliquidens (Pacific white-sided dolphin), 2173 nucleotides. It is a transcript of the gene WDR41, whose product is annotated as WD repeat domain 41. Lineage: Eukaryota; Metazoa; Chordata; Mammalia; Artiodactyla; Delphinidae. The record is from RefSeq and is a predicted model, not a curated record. The transcript is spliced from 13 exons. Gene Ontology annotation, molecular function: protein binding. Gene Ontology annotation, biological process: regulation of autophagy. Gene Ontology annotation, cellular component: lysosomal membrane. Bases 283 to 1662 code for a protein of 459 amino acids.